CCCUACCCUCCACAGGCCAAGGCUGGUGACAGCCUCCAUAUAUUUAAAGAGGAUAAGAGCCCCCCUUACUUAGUUGGGCCGACGCAGACCACACAGGAGGACUUUCCUGUGAUCAGAGAGUCUUCAGGAUGCCAAACUGGGGUGGAGGUGCAAAAUGUGGAGCUUGUGAAAAGACUGUGUACCACGCGGAAGAAAUCCAGUGCAAUGGAAGGAGUUUCCACAAGACCUGCUUCCAGUGCAUGGCCUGCAGGAAGGCUCUCGACAGCACCACAGUCGCAGCCCAUGAGUCAGAGAUCUACUGUAAAGUCUGCUACGGACGCAAGUACGGACCCAAGGGGGUUGGAUUCGGACAAGGCGCCGGCUGCCUCAGCACCGACACAGGCGAGCACCUCGGCCUCCAGUUCCAACAAUCCCCAAAGACAGCACGCUCAGCUACCACCAGCAACCCUUCCAAGUUCACUGCCAAGUUUGGGGAGUCAGAGAAGUGUCCUCGAUGUGGGAAGUCAGUCUAUGCUGCUGAGAAGGUCAUGGGAGGUGGCAAGCCUUGGCACAAGACCUGCUUUCGCUGUGCCAUCUGUGGGAAGAGUUUAGAGUCCACAAAUGUCACCGACAAAGAUGGAGAACUUUAUUGCAAAGUUUGCUAUGCCAAAAAUUUUGGCCCUACAGGCAUUGGGUUCGGAGGCCUUACACAACAAGUAGAAAAGAAGGAAUGA
Messenger RNA from Elephantulus edwardii (Cape elephant shrew), 713 nucleotides. It is a transcript of the gene CSRP3, whose product is annotated as cysteine and glycine-rich protein 3 (cardiac LIM protein). NCBI's taxonomy places the organism in Eukaryota, Metazoa, Chordata, Mammalia, Macroscelidea, Macroscelididae. Gene Ontology annotation, molecular function: structural constituent of muscle; actinin binding. The transcript has 6 exons. Gene Ontology annotation, cellular component: Z disc; nucleus; cytoplasm. Gene Ontology annotation, biological process: sarcomere organization; cardiac muscle contraction; muscle tissue development. The coding region runs from base 129 to 713 and encodes 194 amino acids. The record is from RefSeq and is a predicted model, not a curated record.